AUGUCUCCCUGUGUGGCUCCCUAUGUUUCUGCUGCUGGCUCGUCUCGUGAGGUGUGGACCAUUCUCGAGCGUAUGUUUGCUAAUCAGUCUCGUCAGCGUGCCAUGAAUCUCAAGGAGAAACUUGGUCGCGAGAAGAAGGAAACUCGACCAGUUUCCCUCUGUCUCGAGGCUCAACGUUCAAUCGCUGCCAAACUUUCCCUCAUCAAUGCACCUAUUUCAGAUGAGGAUCUCACUCUGCACUUUUUUCGCCAAUCUCUCUACUGCGCUCCAUGCAUGUGA
Molecule: messenger RNA, 279 nt
Organism: Linum trigynum
Lineage: Eukaryota; Viridiplantae; Streptophyta; Magnoliopsida; Malpighiales; Linaceae
Source: the annotation of a GenBank genome assembly